Clunio marinus is the source of this 243-nucleotide messenger RNA. The record is from the annotation of a GenBank genome assembly. Lineage: Eukaryota; Metazoa; Arthropoda; Insecta; Diptera; Chironomidae.
AUGUGUAACGAAUUUUCUCCCGAAACUAAUCACAUUAUACGUAAAAUUUCCGCGACUCUUCCAAAGACCAGCGACUUCAUUAAAAUCCCCAAAAAUCUCAAUGAUGAUCAUCAAAAAUUUGGCAAAAUAAUAUUUCUCGAUUUCAAGUCACAGGCAAGACAAUCUUCCAAACCAUUAAGCGAGCGAAAAAAAUAUCAAGCAGAAAUUAUUCAUCCGCAAGAAAUUGAAACCAGUUUUCGUUGA